Messenger RNA from Mixia osmundae IAM 14324, 297 nucleotides. RefSeq lists its product as uncharacterized. NCBI's taxonomy places the organism in Eukaryota, Fungi, Basidiomycota, Mixiomycetes, Mixiales, Mixiaceae. The transcript has 4 exons. The record is from RefSeq and is a predicted model, not a curated record. Bases 1 to 297 code for a protein of 98 amino acids.
AUGACCGAUCGCUACUACUCGAGAGCUAUUGCGUCGCUUCCGAAAACUGGGCUCUUGGAUCCCCAUGGCGGCAAUACAUUUGAGGGCCAUAAGAUCUCUGUCUUCAGACUGACGCCCUUCGAAAAAGGCUACAAUACCUGCCAGACGUACUUCAAGCCUUGCGUCAAUGGCAAGAUCCCUGGCACGACCAUCACGUGCACGCAGCCUACGUACUAUAGCAAGCCUGCAUUAAGUGACAUGACAAUGACCCUAUUUCGAAUGUGUUCUACCGAUGGUUGCGAGUGCAGACAAGAGUAG